AUGGGUAUUGGCAAUUCUCGAACAUCAUCUGGACAUGGUAGUUCAAGUGGAAGAAGACGUGGAUGUUUCUUUCGUCGAAAUAAACCAAGUCCAACAACACAAAUUAAUUCAUUUGGUACUGCACAACCGGUUUCUUAUCAACGUAUAUAUGGUGUUCGUCCUAAUACAAGACCAAUACCUAUUUAUCCACCAUUAGAUCAACCAUCACCAUCAUUUUUACCAUUAUCUUACAAUCAUUAUCAUGUUUCGUCAUACGUCCCACCUCAACCUAUGAUGAUACCACCACGAGUAGCAGCACCAAUCAUGCCUCCAUCAUAUAUGGUACCUGCUCCUCUCCCUCCACGUCUUCCUCCUCCUCCUCCUCUUCCUCCUCCUAUUCCUCCAGUAUCGAUACCAUACGUACAACAACCACAAUUGCAACCUAUUUAUAAUAAUAUACCAGCUCCAGUUUCUAUGCCUAUGGGUAUUUCCGGAGGAGCUGUACUUAAUCCUCCGUCAUAUCCAGGAGCACCUCCAAGACUUAUUACAGAUUGGACAGGUGGUGGUGCAAUAUCACCUGGUUUUCUUGGGCCUCCUAUUUAA
This is a messenger RNA of Rotaria sp. Silwood1, 582 nucleotides long. NCBI's taxonomy places the organism in Eukaryota, Metazoa, Rotifera, Eurotatoria, Philodinida, Philodinidae. The record is from the annotation of a GenBank genome assembly.